AAAAGUAAAUGCCAGAGAAGUACGAGUCCGCGUAGCCCCGCUGUUUCAUGCAGACUCAUGUGUACAAUGGCCCCAAAGUGUAUAGGGGGCUGCGCCGCGUUGUUUUUCCUCGGGAUUACAUUUGAUAUAAUCGGGUUCGCUUUGCUCUUUGUCGGCAUUUUCGCCAAUCUGCGAUUGAACGGCAGGUUUUACGGAGACUUCUUGAUCUACACCGGCUCUUUAAUAGUUUUUCUCAGUCUUUUCUGGUGGAUCAUGUGGUACACCGGGAAUAUUAAAGUUUCCUCGGAGGAUAUGGAGAAGAGGACGUUUGAUAACUUUGCGCACUGGGCGCGGAAGCUCUCGGAGCGGCUGUCCAAAAACGGGAUGAACGGCGAGAAGCGCUUGGACGGCAUUAAGAAGUCGCUGAACGGCGACGUGACACAUCACGCUCCGACGCGGAUAACGUGGGAAAGCUCCGGAACGGCGGGGUGCGCGAACGAAGCCUACGACCGAAGCUCCGAUGCGCCGCCGAGCGAGAAGACCGUGGAGCUGGAGAUCCUGAAGAACUCCGAGAUGUUCCUGCAGAGCGGCGGCAAAACGGAGAGAUUCCUCUGAACGGCGAACGGCCUGUUUUACUUCUGUUGGUCAGAGUCUAAGAGGAGGAGGAAACGCAGCAGUAAGACUGGAAUGUUUUCAACCUUCAUCUUUGGACUGACUGAGAAAUCGAGUCAUAAAUCAGGGAAUUUUUUAAAUGAGCA
Messenger RNA from Puntigrus tetrazona (Sumatra barb), 737 nucleotides. Its product is annotated as transmembrane protein 238-like. The record is from RefSeq and is a predicted model, not a curated record. NCBI's taxonomy places the organism in Eukaryota, Metazoa, Chordata, Actinopteri, Cypriniformes, Cyprinidae. The transcript is spliced from 2 exons. The coding region runs from base 58 to 594 and encodes 178 amino acids.